AUGGCCGCCAACUUUUGGACAUCUUCCCAUUGCACACACUGGAUCCUGGAUCGGAGGCGCGUUGCGGAGGCCAUGAAAGAGGAUCUGGAAUACGUCAACAUCGACACCUUGACCAAAAUCAAGAUGUGGUACUACGGCAUCAUCGGAAAAAUCGGAAAGCGGUUACAGUUCCGUCAACAGGUCGUCGCUACCGCCAUUGUCUACUUCAAGCGGUUCUAUACCAAGAAUAGUAUGCGGUCAACAGAUCCUUCGCUGGUGGCCGCAACAUGUAUAUACCUCGCCUGCAAGAUUGAAGAGUGCCCGCAACACAUCAAACAUAUCAUCCAGGAAAUGAAACACGCCCUCGCCAACCUGGGCGGGUUCGAUUAUGAUACGUCCAAGGUGGCAGAGUUUGAAUUCUAUCUAUUGGAAGAACUGGAGUUUUAUUUGAUCGUCUAUCAUCCCUACCGAGAUCUCACACUUAUUGCCAAGGACCUCAAGCUGGAAGAAUCCAACCUUCAGACCGCAUGGUUUGUGUUGAAUGAUUCAUACAGAACAGACGUGUGCCUAUUCUACGCACCACACAUGAUCGCCCUCGCAGCACUCUACAUCAUCUGUGUCGUCCACGCCGAACAAUACAACGACAACAAUAACAACGGCGGUGGUAGCGGUAGAGCAGGUGGAGGGAGCCAGAACAACCCGACUACGUCGUCAUCGUCGUCUAAUGAGGGUCAGGGGAUUAAUAACAGGAACAUGGUCCAAUGGUUCGCCGAUCUCAACGUUGACAUUGAAGAGAUCAUCGAGAUCACGCAGGAGAUCCUUUCAUUGUACAGUAUCUGGAAGGACUACGAGGAGGAGCAAGUCCCAGCCAUGAUGCAGGCCCUCAAGAUGGAAUUUGAUGAAAACUAUGAACUCAUGGAUCCCCAGCUCGAAGGCAUGCAAUAG
This is a messenger RNA of Linnemannia hyalina, 924 nucleotides long. The record is from the annotation of a GenBank genome assembly. NCBI's taxonomy places the organism in Eukaryota, Fungi, Mortierellomycota, Mortierellomycetes, Mortierellales, Mortierellaceae.